This is a messenger RNA of Eimeria tenella, 2394 nucleotides long. Its product is annotated as N-acetylgalactosaminyl transferase (Fragment). The record is from RefSeq and is a predicted model, not a curated record. The transcript is spliced from 11 exons. Lineage: Eukaryota; Apicomplexa; Conoidasida; Eucoccidiorida; Eimeriidae. The coding region runs from base 1 to 2394 and encodes 797 amino acids. Gene Ontology annotation, cellular component: Golgi apparatus.
AUGAUGCUAAAUGGAGCUCGCCACAAGGGUUUUCUUCCCAUGUUGCACUCUAAGAGUAGAAAUGGGGUCCCCUCCUCUCUGGGUGGCCGGCGGACGCGCUCAAGCCAGCCGCAGCAGUCUGCAGGUGGGGGGCCCCAUCAAACUGAGUCCACUGGACUUCCCUCAAACAGCUCAAGGGCCCCCCGCAGGGGCUUUCGGUGGUGGCGGUGGCCCUUUUUGAGGCUUUUGAACCAGCCCAGGGCUUGCAACUUCCCCUGGCGCUGCCUCGCAGUGUUUUUGCUGCUGCUGCUCUGUGUCACUGUUCAAGUGUUCUUAUUUAUGCACGUCACCCGCAAUGCCCACGCCUACCUUGUCUCCACGCCAAUUCUGAAGAGCUUCCAGGCCCCCCAGACUUCCUUGCCCGUGUCUGGUCCAGUGGACCCCGAGCUGCAGCGCCUGCUGGAGGAGUACGGCGCUGCAGCAAAAGCCCAGCCCUACGUGGGCAACGAGGCUUACCUGCAGUCGCUGCGGCCCCGCAGCCGCGGCUGGCUGAACUCUAUGGCUGUCUUUCCCGGCAGCAGCAGCAGCAGCAGCAGCAGCAGCUUGCACGGAAAGCUGGGCGUGGACAGCGUCAGGGGGCCCCUCUGGGUGCCUGCGGAAAUGCCCGAGCCCAUAGACUCUCCGUCUGUGAACAAAACUGAAGAACUUAAAAGUGGGGGCGGCUUUUAUUUGAAGCUUUCAGACGCUUUGCCUCUUGACAGGAAGCCUCCUGACAGCAGGGAUCCCUCUUGUUUGAAAAUUGAAUACGACUUGCAAGACUUGAGCGACAGUCUAGACGCUUCAAUAAUAAUUACCUACCACAACGAGCCCAUGUCAACACUCCUGCGGUCCAUACACUCCAUUUUGAACUUCACUCCUCCUCCUCUCAUCAGAGAACUCAUUCUCGUCGACGAUUUCUCUAACAGCACGGCGCUGCUGCCGGGCGGCGAGCUCGACGAGUACUUGCCUUACCUCCCCAAGACUAAACUCAUUCGCCUGGAGUCGCGCAGCGGGAUCGUGCCCGCGCGCAUGCGGGGCGUCAGGGCCUCGAAGGCCCCCGUAGUUGUCAUUCUUGACAGCCACAUUGAAGUGAAUGAGGGCUGGCUGGAGCCGCAGCUGGCGCGCAUAAGAGAGUCGCCCAAGUCUUUCGUGUUUCCCCAAACCCUGUCGAUUGUUUCCACGGACUUCUCCCACACCAAGGACUCCGGCAUUGGCUGCACCGUUUCUUUCGACUGGAACGUGCAAGAGAAGUCCCAGGCGUCGGGGUUUUGGGGAACUACAGAUGCCAUUCCCUCGCCCAUGCAUGGGGGGGGUCUCGUGGCAUUCAGAAAAGACACAUUUUAUGAAAUUGGGGGAUACGAUGAAGGGUUCAGUAUGUGGGGAGCUGAGAACGUGGAACUGAGUUUCCGCAUUUGGAUGUGCGGCGCCAGACUUGAAUGUGCUCCUUGUGCUGCUGUUUACCAUAUAUUCAGAUCGGGAGGCACUGGCUACUCACUGCCCCCCGGCAGCGUGUGGAAGAACCGCGUGCGCACAGCUCAGCUGUGGAUGGAUGACUACUUCCCACUUGCUGCUGCUUUUAAUUCAUUUCACUUAGCGCAUCCAGAGCCUGACUUGCCGGACAUGACAAAGAUGCUGGAGCUGAAGAAACGCCUGAACUGCAAGGACAUGAAGUGGUUUCUGAAAAAUGUGGACACUAAACAUGAGUUCCAAGACCUAGGCACUGCACUAGCGGGCUUGGGGGACAUAAGAAGCGAAAAAUAUCCUCAUCUUUGCCUGGAUUCUAUGGGGGAAACGGACGUGGGCAAAAAUGUUGGGCUUUACAACUGCCACGGCCAACUGGGCAACCAGGGCUUCCUGCUGGUAAACGAAAACCACCACCUGCGGCUCAUGGGCAUUGGCAAAGUGUCUCGCAGCAGACUUUGCCUGACUCCUCCUGGGGUUUUAGAGAAAUGCACAAAACCCGAAAAAGUUAGUUUCAUGGAAUUCGACUCCGAAAAUAAAACCAUUAAAUGGACUCAAGAGGGAGAAUUCAAAAACCACUGCCUCACCAUCGAACAGACCCAACCUGAUGGAAAGCACGAGCUGGCCUGGCGGCCGUGCGCAGUGGGGGGCCCCCAGCAGCAGCAGCAGCAGCAGCAGCAGCAAUGGCGUUGGCCGCCCUUCCCGUCUUCCUUGUACUCCCCGCGCCAAUUAAAAAAAGGAUUUAAAGAACUCCGGGCUCUCGAAGAGGCCCGCGAGCUCGCCACAGAGAUCCGAAAUGCAAAACACAACAACUUCUGUUUAGAUGCUUUGCAAAACAGACAACAUAAUUCUCCACUCGGAGUUUUCUGGUGCCACGGCGCACUCGGUACCCAGGGGUUCACUUACCUUCCGUAA